Molecule: messenger RNA, 1654 nt
Organism: Nannospalax galili (Upper Galilee mountains blind mole rat)
Lineage: Eukaryota; Metazoa; Chordata; Mammalia; Rodentia; Spalacidae
Gene: Cetp
Product: cholesteryl ester transfer protein
Exons: 16
Coding region: 9-1493 (494 amino acids)
Biological process (GO): triglyceride metabolic process; triglyceride homeostasis; cholesterol homeostasis
Cellular component (GO): high-density lipoprotein particle
Molecular function (GO): triglyceride binding; cholesterol binding; cholesterol transfer activity
Source: RefSeq, a predicted model, not a curated record
GAAGCACCAUGCUGGCUGCCACACUCCUGAGCCUGGCCCUGCUGGGCAGUGCCCAUGCCUGCUCCACCAGCACCUCAUAUGUGGCAGGCAUCGUGUGCCGCAUCACCAAGCCUGCCCUCCUGGUGUUGAAUCAAGAGACAGCCAAGGUCAUCCAGACAGCUUUCCAGCGAGCGCCCUACCCAGACAUCAAGGGCGAGAAGGCCAUGAUGCUCCUUGGCCGUGUCAAGUAUGGUCUGCACAACAUCCAGAUCAGCCAUCUGUCGGUCGCCAGCAGUCAGGUUGAACUGGUGGAGGCCAAGUCAGUUGAUGUCUCCAUUCAAAACGCAUCUGUGAUCUUCAAGGGGACCCUGAACUAUGGCUACACUGGAGCCUGGGGGUUGAACAUUGAGCAGUCUGUGGACUUUGAGAUCGAGUCUGCCAUUGACCUCCACAUCAACACACAGCUGACCUGCAACUCUGGCAAAGUACAGACCCAUGCCCCUGACUGCUCACUGUCCUUCCACAAGCUGCUCCUGCAUCUCCAAGGGGAGCGUGAGCCUGGGUGGAUCAAACAGCUGUUCACAAACUUCAUCUCCUUCACCCUGAAGCUGGUCCUGAAGGGGCAGAUCUGCAAGGAAAUCAGCGUCAUUUCCAACAUUAUGGCUGACUUUGUCCAGACAAAGGCUGCUAACAUUCUGUCGGAUGGAGACACUGAGGUAGACAUUUCCUUGACAAGAUCACCUGUCAUCACUGCCACCUACCUGGAGUCCCAUCACAAGGGUCAUUUCAUCUACAAGAACAUCUCAGAGGAGCAUCCCCUCCCUCCCUUCUCGCCCACACUGCUGGGAGACAGCCGCAUGCUCUACUUCUGGUUCUCUGAGCAAGUCCUUGACUCCUUAGCCAAGGUUGCCUUCCAAGAUGGCCACUUCCAGCUCAGCCUGACAGAGGCAGAGUUCAAGGCAGUGCUGGAGACCUGGAGCUUCAACUUCAACCAGGAAAUCAUUCCAGAGCUGUUCAGCGGCUCCUUCACUAGCCCUGCCCGAGUCACUGUCCAUUGUUCGAGGAGGCCCACGAUCUCCUGCCAGAACAAGGGCGUUGUGGUCAGCUCUCCUGUGGUGCUGGAAUUUCUCUUCCCACAUGAAAAUGGGCAAGGUUCUGUGGCUCACACUUUUGAAGAGGAUAUUGUCACUACCAUCCAGGCCUCCUAUUCCAAGAAAAAGCUCUUCUUAAGCCUUGUGGAUUUCCAGAUUAAACCAAAGGCUUCUUCCAUCAAGGCUGAGAGCAGCUCCGAGUCCAUCCAGAGCUUCCUGCAGUUGAUGAUCACCACAGUGGGCAUCCCCGAGGUCUUGUUUCGGCUGGAGGUGGCAUUGACAACUCUCAUAAACAGCAAAGGCCUGGACCUUUUUGACAUCAUCAACCCUGAGAUCAUCACUCGUGAUGGUUUUCUGUUGCUGCAGAUGGACUUUGGCUUCCCAGAGCAUCUGCUGGUGGAUUUCCUACAGAGCCUGAGCUAGGAAGCUCCAAGAGGCCAAUGGGGCUGGAAGCAAAGGCAUGAAGUCAGCUUACAACAAGAACCCUGGUGUCUGUGGGCAGGGGCCAGGGUGGAGCAAAGAUGGAGACUGACUUCUAGCUCCUCUACUUUAAGACCUACUGCCAUUAAAUGCUCAGUUCAGGA